AUGUCUUUAUUUUCGCAUGGGUUGAGACGACACGGCCGCGAUUUGCUCAGAUUGGGUCCGAGUGGUGUUAAUUUGGUGGGCGUGUGGGGCGGUGGCGUGUCAUUCCGUAAUUACACCACACACAGGAGUUUGAAGGGGGUGUUCAAGUUGGGGCUUGCCGGUGUCACUGUGGGGGCUUUGGUGGGGACGGGGUACUCCAUUCAUCGGCUGAAUCAGCCCCGGGGGCACAUCAUUAAUGAGGAAACUGCAAUACCGAUCCUGGAGGAGUUGCCAAAAAUUGCACCAAGUCGCGAGGUGCGGUUUCCUGAAGACCGGUCCGGCCUUAAAUUAACGCUUUUUCAAUACCAAACUUGUCCGUUUUGUUGCAAAGUCCGGGCGUUUUUGGAUUAUUACGGUAUUUCGUACGAUGUGGUGGAAGUUGACCCGGUUUUGCGCCAAUCAAUCAAGUGGUCACCGUAUAAGAAAGUCCCCAUUUUAGUGGCCGAUUUGCCACAAGGUUACCAACCCCUGAACGAUAGUUCUAUGAUUAUUUCCGCCUUAUCAACGUACAUCAAAGACAGGAAGGAUUUACGCGAGACAGUCAAGUGUUACCCCCACAUCACCUACGUUGAUGAAGACGGGUCGAAGAAAAGCGAAAUUAUGAACAAAUAUUUUCUAGUAUUAGGAGAAAACAAAAUUUCAAGAGAAAUCAAUGAGGAGCGACAGUGGCGCAAGUGGGUAGACGAAGUCUUCGUCCAUGUCCUCUCCCCCAACGUUUACAGAACGCGAGAGGAGGCUUUCGAGGCUUUCAAUUGGUUUUCAGAGGUGGGCGAAUGGGAGAAAAAUUUUCCAUCAUGGGAACGCAACCUUAUCAUUUUCGUGGGGGCCUCAGCUAUGUAUUUAAUUGGAAAAAAACUGCAGAAAAAAUAUAGUUUGAAGAGGGACGUCCGGGAAAGUUUCUACGACGAAUGCAAUUUCUGGAUGAAGUCGAUUAAAGCAAAAGGGACGAAAUUUAUGGGCGGGGAAAGACCGAAUUUAGCCGAUUUGGCCGUUUAUGGCGUUUUGUGCAGUAUUGAAGGGUGUCAGGCGUUUAAGGACAUUGUAAAACAUACGAAAAUUGCCGAAUGGUACUAUCCGAUGAAGGAGGCGGUUAAUGGCCACGAGGGGGCACAGUUUGUUUAAUUGUAUUGUAGUUUUGGUUUUAAAACAUCGUUUUAGUAAGUG
Messenger RNA from Tribolium castaneum (red flour beetle), 1203 nucleotides. It is a transcript of the gene Su(P), whose product is annotated as Suppressor of ref(2)P sterility. The transcript is spliced from 3 exons. The record is from RefSeq and is a predicted model, not a curated record. Gene Ontology annotation, molecular function: prostaglandin-E synthase activity. The coding region runs from base 1 to 1161 and encodes 386 amino acids. NCBI's taxonomy places the organism in Eukaryota, Metazoa, Arthropoda, Insecta, Coleoptera, Tenebrionidae. Gene Ontology annotation, cellular component: mitochondrion.